AUGACUUUGGAGUCCAUGAUGGCGUGUUGCCUGAGCGAUGAGGUGAAGGAAUCCAAGCGGAUCAACGCCGAGAUCGAGAAGCAACUGCGCCGGGACAAACGGGACGCCCGACGGGAGCUGAAGCUGCUCUUACUGGGCACCGGAGAGAGUGGCAAGAGUACAUUUAUCAAACAAAUGAGGAUAAUCCACGGCUCCGGCUACUCUGAAGAGGACAAGAGGGGUUUCACCAAGUUGGUAUACCAGAACAUCUUCACUGCCAUGCAGUCCAUGAUCAGGGCCAUGGAGACCCUGAAGAUCCUGUACAAGUACGAACAGAACAAGGCCAACGCCCUGCUGAUCCGGGAGGUGGAUGUAGAAAAGGUCACGACGUUUGAGCAGCCAUAUGUAAGUGCAAUUAAGACUCUGUGGAAUGACCCUGGAAUCCAGGAGUGUUACGACCGAAGGCGAGAAUACCAGCUCUCCGAUUCAGCUAAAUACUACCUUACUGACGUAGACCGAAUUGCCACCAUAGGGUACUUACCGACUCAACAGGAUGUGCUGCGGGUGCGAGUCCCCACCACUGGGAUCAUAGAGUACCCUUUUGACCUAGAGAACAUCAUUUUCAGAAUGGUAGAUGUUGGCGGUCAGAGAUCGGAACGGAGGAAGUGGAUCCACUGCUUUGAAAAUGUGACCUCCAUCAUGUUUUUAGUAGCUCUUAGUGAAUAUGACCAAGUUCUGGUGGAGUCGGAUAAUGAGAACCGAAUGGAAGAGAGUAAAGCCCUCUUUCGGACCAUUAUCACCUACCCUUGGUUCCAAAAUUCCUCAGUCAUCCUCUUCCUCAACAAGAAGGACCUCCUGGAAGACAAGAUCUUGUAUUCCCACCUCGUGGACUAUUUCCCAGAGUUUGAUGGACCACAGAGGGACGCCCAGGCCGCCCGGGAGUUCAUCCUCAAGAUGUUUGUGGAUUUAAACCCAGACAGCGAUAAAAUUAUCUACUCUCACUUCACUUGUGCCACAGACACGGAGAACAUCCGUUUCGUCUUUGCCGCCGUCAAGGACACCAUCCUCCAGCUGAACCUGAAAGAGUAUAACUUGGUCUGACCCUGUUCUCUUCCCUGGGUGCCAAGGAGAGAUUCCCCCCAGCCCAACCCCUCCAAAAAACAAAAUGAAAAAAACGAAAAAAAAAGGCAAAAUUUACGGGAAAAAAAUAUCUUUCAUUUUUAAUGAUGUAAUGAUUGCAAAUUGUCUGAUCUGUGGAGUGGCGAAUUUGCUCAGUGUUAUUCUGAAUCUCAUGUUUCUGGCCACAGAGUAGUUGAUUUUUUUUUUUCUCCCCUCCCCUCCCUCUUUUUAACAAAUGGCUUUUAUUUCACAAUUAGCACCACACUUCAUGCACCUCUUAAUCUUUUGCCAACUGUAAAGGCUUCUCUUGGGCUUGAUGUUUUUGUUUUUUUUAACUCCCAUACCUAGUUUGGUUUUGAUUCUUUCCCCGGUCCACAUCUCCAGCCCUUGACUAUGUUUAUGCGAACUCACUGAACUGCGGGCAUGCAGAGCGCCCCUGUAAGUCUCACGGAGCCUCCACCACGAACGCUUGCUUUUUCCAAAUCUGUGCACCACGGUUCACUGGGAUGAAGAGGGCAACCCCGCUCUUCCCCACGUCAACGGCUGCCCAAAAAAAAAAAAAAAAGAAAAGAAAAAUUAGUCAACAGCCAGCCAACUGACCAAAAAGAAGCCAUCACUCUUCCAUCCUUCAGUGUACCUGUCAUUCCGGGUUAUUGUUUUCUUCCCAAUUAUAAAACAUACUGAGACUGAUUUUUUUUUAAUUAUUGAUGUUGUCUAUGUAGUUUGCUCCACGCUGGGUUUCCAUUCGGUGGACUGCAAAACGUGCGAUCUGCCAAACAGGGGAAAUGUCUAACUCUGAGAUUUUUCAAAGCAAAUACAGGUUUCGUUGAUUAUAGAGAAGCCCUGCCCACUUCCCCCCUGAACCUUCCCAGAGCAAAGGGAAAAUGAACCCCCAAGUAUCUUCUGGGUUUGGCUGGAUUAGGGAGCCACAAGGGCUUCUAUGUUUCUGUAACAUGCUGAAUCACAAUUGUUCUCACACUUUGUGCCAGAGAGGGUCAGGCCCUCUGAAGAAAGUUAACUCUCCAGGCUGGCUCCGGUUCCCUGGAUUUGGGAGGUGGGAAGAGGUGGGGGUAGUAAACUUGGGAACUGGAACGUAUCCUAAAUUGAAACAAAAAGAUGAGAAAAGGA
Tachyglossus aculeatus (Australian echidna) is the source of this 2226-nucleotide messenger RNA. RefSeq names its product G protein subunit alpha 11 (gene GNA11). Gene Ontology annotation, molecular function: GTPase activity; G protein-coupled receptor binding; G-protein beta/gamma-subunit complex binding. The coding region runs from base 1 to 1080 and encodes 359 amino acids. Lineage: Eukaryota; Metazoa; Chordata; Mammalia; Monotremata; Tachyglossidae. Gene Ontology annotation, cellular component: heterotrimeric G-protein complex. Gene Ontology annotation, biological process: adenylate cyclase-modulating G protein-coupled receptor signaling pathway; phospholipase C-activating dopamine receptor signaling pathway; action potential. The record is from RefSeq and is a predicted model, not a curated record. The transcript is spliced from 7 exons.